ACCAUUUCCCUCUCCCUCCCGGCUCGCACCCUCCCAGUAUCCAUCCUCGAGAUUUCUCUUCUCCCUCAUGCACGGCGCAUGCUCAUGAAGAUAGGGUGCGACGCGUGCGGGCAGGCGGAGGCCGCGGUGCUGUGCUGCGCCGACGAGGCCGCGCUGUGCCGCCGCUGCGACGCCGCCGUGCACUCCGCCAACAAGCUCGCCGGCAGGCACCACCGCGUCGCGCUCCUCUCCUCAACGCCCGCCGGCUCGUCGUCGCCCGGCGCCGGCGACGACGGCGGGAGCCACCCCGCCUGCGACAUCUGCCAGGAGAAAACAGGCUACUUCUUCUGUGUAGAGGACAGAGCCCUCCUGUGCCGAAGCUGCGACGUUGCCAUCCACACCGCAACUCCCAAUGCUUCCACCCACCGCCGAUUCCUCAUCACCGGCGUCCGCGUCGGUGCUGAUCAGGACCAUAUCGGCGAUGUCAGUGGCGCCACGGUCGGCAGCCCCAGCAACAGCAGCGCCAACGGAAGCAAUAACAUGCCCACCUCCGAGAACUUCGCCAUUGCCAACGACCAGCGGUCGGAGGAGGGGGUGGGGCUGAUCGGAGGAGGAGAAGACGACAUUGGCCAGCAGCAGCAAUGGCCUUGGAGCGAUAUUUUUGCUGAUGAUGGUGUUGGCAUGGAUCAACACCAGUGCUACCCUGGCUUCUCUGAACCUGGUUCCUCCAGCCUCACUGGAUGAUGAAAGCUCCACUUAAAUGGAUUUAUUACUUCCUCCAUUUCAUAUUACUUGCAACUGAUUUAGUACAAUGGAUCGGAAGGAAUAUGUAUUUGGCAUGAGUUGAUAGAAAAAGAAAUUAUAAUAUGUCUUUAUUUUUA
Molecule: messenger RNA, 860 nt
Organism: Triticum aestivum (bread wheat)
Lineage: Eukaryota; Viridiplantae; Streptophyta; Magnoliopsida; Poales; Poaceae
Product: B-box zinc finger protein 22
Exons: 2
Coding region: 79-723 (214 amino acids)
Biological process (GO): photomorphogenesis; regulation of DNA-templated transcription
Cellular component (GO): nucleus
Molecular function (GO): zinc ion binding
Source: RefSeq, a predicted model, not a curated record